AUGUACCUCCCGAACAAAAUAUCUCAAACAAAAAACGCCUCCGACAUGAACCCCCCGAGCCAAAUACCCUUCAGCACAAAAACCAUAAAGCGAAAAUUUCUCAGAACAAUUGCCCUCGAACAAAAACCCUUCGAAAAAACUCCCGAGAAAAAUGCACCCUGGACAAAUUCCCAAAAGCCCAAAAAUAUAUUAAUUGAACCUAAACGCCCCGGUUUACGAUCGUCUUCUUGUUCUCGCUUCUUAACUCGUGUAAAAUACUCUUUUGCUAAAUCUGCUUUUGCUUUUCUGGCCCUUUCUCUGGAACUCUCUACCUACUUCUCUGACUACUUCUCCAUCACUUACAAAGUUCAGAGCGUAUCUCAAGACCUAUUUGUUUGCAAAAUUCAUCGAGGAUCGUUGUUGAACAUCGCGGAAAUAACGCUUUACAUGCUAAUUGAGUGA
This is a messenger RNA of Helobdella robusta, 441 nucleotides long. RefSeq lists its product as hypothetical. The coding region runs from base 1 to 441 and encodes 146 amino acids. The transcript has 2 exons. Lineage: Eukaryota; Metazoa; Annelida; Clitellata; Rhynchobdellida; Glossiphoniidae. The record is from RefSeq and is a predicted model, not a curated record.